Molecule: messenger RNA, 621 nt
Organism: Eremomyces bilateralis CBS 781.70
Lineage: Eukaryota; Fungi; Ascomycota; Dothideomycetes; Eremomycetales; Eremomycetaceae
Exons: 3
Coding region: 1-621 (206 amino acids)
Source: RefSeq, a predicted model, not a curated record
AUGGCUUCCAGCAACACCACCACCGGCAACAAGCUGUCAGAUCCCUAUACUGCCAAAAACGUCGAUGAACCCGAUCUCAAGACCAAGGUGGAGGACCUUGCUGCAUUUGUCGAGAGCCAUAUGUUCUGUAUGAUGACCACACAUGUCCCGAAUUCCCCGCUCCUGGCGUCUCGAUGCAUGGCUGUGGCCGGGAAGGAAUCCAACGGUCUCGACCUUAUCUUCCACGCCAAUUCGGAAUCGGGGAAGACCGAUGACCUCCACUCCGACUGCGACGUGAAUCUCGGGUUCGUCACCCCGAUUGGCGAAUGGGCCUCGAUUGCGGGCAAGGCGACCAUUGAGACCGACCGCGAAGAGAUCAAAAGAUACUACUCCGAGGGUCUACGUGCGUGGCUGGGGGACUUGGGAGACGGCGUUCGCGACGGCGGACCCGAUGACCCGCGCAUCUGCUUGAUUCGGGUCAAGACUGUGACAGCUCAAUACUGCGUCACCAAGAAGGGGAUUAUCGCCAGUGCCAUUGAGAUUGCCAAGUCCGUGGCCCAAGGGUCCGUGCCGAAUAUCAACAAGAUCCGACAUAUCAGUGAGGAGGAAGCGAACCAGUGGAGGUCGAAGUAUCGGGAGUAG